Molecule: messenger RNA, 261 nt
Organism: Rotaria sp. Silwood2
Lineage: Eukaryota; Metazoa; Rotifera; Eurotatoria; Philodinida; Philodinidae
Source: the annotation of a GenBank genome assembly
AUGUCAACAAAAAAUUCUACACAUAAAACUCCUUGGCGAUAUCGUCGUUUUUGGCGUUUAUUUCGACGUGAAAAACCAUCAGUCAUUGAUAUAACUUAUUCAUAUCAAUAUAUGAUGCGUUUUCCACGAUUGCCUAUUACAGUCCCACCACUUGUGCCGACAUUAAUGUCUUAUCGAUGGUAUGUUUCUUUAUUUUAUAUCUCUUCUCGUGGAAUGUUUGUAUUCGGGCGUUUCGUACUAAACUAUCGUAGUUAUUGUUGA